AUGCAGAUCCUCACGCUUUUUCUCACCACUGUCGUGUUUACGCUGGGAUGGUUCGCAGUCGGCCCCAAGAGGAGUCUGACCAAUCCUCACCAUGGAAUUGGACUUGCUAUAUACGUCAUGGUCAUUGCACAGACUUUCUGGGGUUGGGUUAUCCACGGUCGUGUCAAGGGGAAGCGCAGGCUGCACUUUUCUCUGGAGCUGAUGCAGAUCCAUCACUGGCUUGGGCGCUCCCUAGCCUUACUCGGCAUUGCUCAGAUCCCGCUAGGCUUAACUCUAUACGGCUCUCCACUUUCUCUGUUUAUCCUCUUCGCAUUGGCUGCUUUUGCUUUGCUUGUCACCUACAUCAUCCUCUCUUACCUCCAUGAACGCCGUGUUAGUGCUGGAUACGACCCCAGAGGCCACUAUCACGGCCCCGAAGUCAUUGAUGAUGAUGAACGCAGUCAUGGAAACUUUGGUCGUUUGGCGGCUGCUGGAGCUGCAGGUGCUGGACUAGCUAUGCUGGGUAACCAGCUGCGUGGUGGUCGCGGAAGGAGUAGAAGUCGGAGUAGAAGCAGAAGUAGAAGCAGAAGCCGGAGCAGAAGCCGCAGUCAUUCCCCUGACACAGCAGUUACCCCCUACAUCAAUGAAAAGGAGUCGCAUCAUGGGGGCUGGGGGAAGAAGCUGCUGGGCGUAGGUGCUCUGGCUGGCUUGAUGGGCCUGGGAAAGAAAGCAUUCAACAAGCGCCGCGAGGAUGAUUACUCCGAAUCGGGCUACCAUCCUGCACACACCGUCACAGAUAGCUACGAUGACUCUAUCAGCCGUGUGGAGGAAGGUCGGCCGCCACAACCGCCGCCUCAUCGACACCAGGGCCAAUACCAUGGUGCUCCCAGUGAAGAUCAAACCACUUCCUACACAGAUACUGAUUAUUAUAACCACACCGAGGAUUCCAGGCCUGGUGGUGGUGGCGGCGGUGGACAUCCCGUGCGCAACGCCCUCCUUGGAGCAGGCGCCUUUGCUGCCGUGAAGAGCUUCUUCGGCCGGAAAUCAAGGGAAGACCGCCGAGUUGAGCAGAUACGGCAAGAAGACCUUGAGCAUGAACGAAUUGCCCGAGCAAACAGCAAACGCAAGCACCAGGGGGACAGACGUUAUGACAGACCCCAUUCCCCAUCCAGCGAGCUAGCGGCCUCUGACGCUGCUCCUGGGCCAUCAGGCACCGCUGGACGACCACCUCCGCCAGCCGCCUCCUCAGUAACUGAUAGACCACCCAGUCCCGGACGCAAACACCGCAGUCAUCACAGAUACCCAUCCACGCUCGGUGUAGGCACUGCCGUGGCAGGCGCUGCUGAAACAGCCGGAUCAGGCCACAGGAGACGAAGCGGAAAUCGUGGUGAAGACGCAUACGACUCUCCUCAAGUUGCCAUAACGGUCAAACCUGAGGGACGCCAUGUUACAUUACGACAGCUUACAAAGGAAGAAAAGAGAGCAGAGCGUGAAGCUCGUCGUCGUGAGCACAGGCGUCAGGGUCGAGAGGGCUCUUUCUCAGAAGAUGAGCACUGGCGUCGUGUCGAAGAACGUGAGCGCCAACAGGCGCAGGAAGAGCUACACCCGCCAUCGCAGUCUCAUGCACCCUCACAUUCACCCGUUCCAGCACCAGCUCACUCACACGUACCUUCACAUUCACAAGUGCCGGAAUCUCAACUCAACCCUCCACACUCCCCAAUGCCUCAAUCCUCGGCUCAUCCCCCCGGAUCCGUAGCCGCUCCAUCAUCAAUUCCCGCUCCUCCACCUCCACUACCAAUAAGCCAUGCCGGCCUCCAUUCCCCAGGCACAGUAAGCACCGACCUAAGCGGUAGCUACGCCAGCAGAAGCGGCCGAAGGCGUGCAGAACGACGCAUCGCCAGGUCCCAACGCCAGCAUAGCGUCGAUUGGACAUAA
Molecule: messenger RNA, 1914 nt
Organism: Trichophyton benhamiae CBS 112371
Lineage: Eukaryota; Fungi; Ascomycota; Eurotiomycetes; Onygenales; Arthrodermataceae
Exons: 2
Coding region: 1-1914 (637 amino acids)
Molecular function (GO): transmembrane monodehydroascorbate reductase activity
Source: RefSeq, a predicted model, not a curated record